Sphenostylis stenocarpa is the source of this 939-nucleotide messenger RNA. NCBI's taxonomy places the organism in Eukaryota, Viridiplantae, Streptophyta, Magnoliopsida, Fabales, Fabaceae. The record is from the annotation of a GenBank genome assembly.
AUGGGUUCAUAUUGCACCGCACGACCGUUAGGAACGCCGUCUCAGUCUACGGUGGGUCCACGUCACUUGAAAGUGGCUCAGAGCUCUGAAACAGCAAAGAGAGAGCGGGAACGCGUUGCGUACACCUCACAUCCUCCUCCUCCUCUCCUCUACAUAAGCGCCCUCGCAUCACAUUCUUUGCACACUCAACAAGCAUUCACCAUUCUCAUACCUCUUCAUUUUUCUUCAGAUCUAUACGACCUUCGUUUCUCUCUUCACUUCACCUCCUUUCACUUGUCGACUGAAGAAAUGGCUCCUCCAAUUGAGACCCCAAACAAGAUUUCUGGCUUUCAGCACACCCCACACCCCCCUCUUAAUGAGAGGAUUCUUUCAUCCUUGACCAGGAGGACUGUUGCUGCGCAUCCGUGGCAUGAUCUUGAGAUAGGACCCGAAGCUCCAAAGAUCUUCAACUGUGUGGUUGAAAUUGGAAAAGGAAGCAAGGUGAAAUAUGAACUUGACAAAAAAACUGGACUUAUUAAGGUUGAUCGUAUACUUUACUCGUCAGUUGUGUACCCUCACAACUAUGGGUUUAUCCCUCGUACAAUUUGUGAGGAUAGUGACCCCAUGGAUGUCUUGGUUAUUAUGCAGGAACCGGUUCAUCCAGGUUGCUUCCUGCGGGCUAAAGCUAUUGGACUCAUGCCUAUGAUUGACCAGGGGGAGAAAGAUGAUAAGAUCAUUGCUGUCUGUGCUGAUGAUCCCGAGUAUCGGCAUUACAAUGAUAUCAAGGACCUUCCUCCUCACCGUUUAGCUGAAAUCCGACGUUUUUUUGAAGAUUACAAGAAGAAUGAAAACAAGGAAGUUGCAGUAAACGACUUUCUUCCUGCCUCAUCUGCCUAUGAAGCGAUUAAGCAUUCCAUGACCUUGUAUGCGGACUACGUUGUGGAGAGCUUGAGGCGGUAG